GCUAUAUAUUUUGGUUCUUUUUUAAUGUGGAUUUUUCCAUGCAGGCUAAUAGCCACGCAGAAAAGGAAUGUGUCAGAGGAGCCUCCGAUCUCGCCUCUGUGAGGAUGAUUUCCUUGAAGGUGCCAGUCAUCGAUGUUCAGAAUGAUAAUUUCAAGGAGCUCUGGCCAUCUAUGCUCUUGGCCAUCAAAACUUCCAGUUUUAUAGCUGUUGACACGGAACUUAGUGGACUUGGAACAAGGAAGAGUUUGUUGAACCAAUGUAUUGAAGAAAGAUACAAAGCUGUUUGUAGUGCUGCCAAAACACGCUCCAUUUUGUCUCUAGGAAUUGCUUGUUUCAAACAGCUCUCUGAUAAGACAGAACACACAUACCUCUCCCAGAUCUACAACUUGACACUGCUCUGUAUGGAGGAUUAUAUCAUCGAACCACAGUCAGUCCAAUUCUUAGUGCAACACGGUUUUGACUUCAACAAGCAGUAUUCUCAGGGCAUUCCUUAUCAUAGGGGUAAUGACAAGGGAAAUGAGAAUCAGAGCCAGACUGUCCGUACAUUUUUCUUGGAACUGAUCCGAGCCAGGAAGCCCAUCAUCCUGCAUAAUGGCCUAAUUGAUCUGGUCUUUCUGUACCAGUGCUUCUAUGCCCAUCUGCCUGACAACUUGGGCACUUUCACUGCAGAUCUUUCAGAAAUGUUCCCAGCCGGCAUCUACGACACCAAGUAUGCUUCUGAGUUUGAAGCACGCUUUGUGGCUUCUUACCUAGAAUAUGCCUACAAGAAAUGCAAGCGUGAGAACUGCAGGUUGAAGGAUGCCAAAAAGCAGCAUCUCAUCAUAGAGUUCUGCAGCUAUCCCGCCAGCAUAGCUUGCUACAUUGAUUACCGCCUCUGUUCUCUGUCUGAUGCCAGCCAAGCUGGAAUUGACACUGCUAACAAAGUAGCCAUCUGCCAGACAUUUUCUGCUUAUGGCUGGUGUCCAGAUGGGCUGAAGUGCUCACAGUCUCACAACAUAGAUCUGAUAAUUAAUGAGGAUGAGAACCACAAAGAGGAGAAGCGGAAGAAAAGGAAGCAAAAAUGGAAGCGGCGGAAAAAUGUUGUGGAAUCCUCAAAAGAACCUGGGUUAGGAAGCCCUGAAAAGGAUGGAGCAGCGGCUUGGAAUAUGCAAGAGGGUCCCCCCUCCAAGCAGCUAUGCCCUAGCAAUGCAAUUGCUCCUACUGUAGAGUCUGCAGGCACAGAUACUGUGUCCAGUAAUGAAGAGUGUUCUAUGGAUGUGGAACGAGAACUGGGCUCUGAUAGUGCAGCUGAUGCCAAGAUGGAUGAGGAACAAUUCAGUGCUACAGACAACGAGGGCUUCCCUUCUUCAUUAUUCAAAGAUGGCCAGCAAGAAAAGGCAGCAGGGACUGAGGGAUCAGGGGCAACUGUGCAGCUGGACAGUACUGCUGCGGUGAUCUUAUCUGCCACAGAGAAUCCAGUAGCACCUAUGCCUGGUUGCUCAGAGGGUGGUAUUCACCGGGCUGGCUUUGAUGCCUUCAUGACAGGCUACAUCAUGGCGUAUGUCCAUAUGCUCAAGAAUGAUAAAUGUGGAGACUCACAUGAAGGGCCUUGGUUACCAGACUGUCACAACAAACUGUACCUCAGUGGGAAGUCUGUGCCCCUUCACAUUGUGAAAAGUUUGUUUUCUAAAUCUUCUAAAGCUCACAGCCAGAAGAUGAAAUUGGCUUGGGCUAGUAAUUAGAGCCAAGACUUCUUCUCACUAAGAGUCCAGAUAAGAACUGCUGGAAACAAAGCAACAUUUUCUAGACACUGUUCUCAGAACAGAGUAGUACUAAAGACUUCAGAUAGGCUACUUGAAAUAGGUAGCAUAAAAGUAGCAGUCUGUAUGUGGAUUUGUUUGUAAACAUUUGCACAAUUAAAUUUCUAUGUACUAUAUUUCCCCUUGUUCAUUAAAAGUAGAUCCCUUAUAUUCAUAGGGCCAGGAAGCUGUCUUCAAGAAGAAUUCACAGCAAACUAGGAGAAGGCCUCAUUUAAAGAAGUUUCAUCUAGUUCAUUCACCCAUAGAAACAAUAUGGGAAUUGGCAGCUUAUUUCUAUAAUGAUUAUGGGUACCACAUCUCUUGUUGAUACCAUAGGGAGACAAAGCAGCUAGCAGUUAUAAGAAAUUCUUUCCAGUUUCAUUGUAUAAUUUCAUUUUUGGGGACUGUGUAUCUGCACAUGCAGUAAUAGUAAACAGCAUGUUAAUUUAAUAUGUACAGUUAAUAUACACAAAUAACCAUGUAGGAAUAAAAGAUAGCAUUGGGAUUAGAACCAAGGCAAGGCAUGUUCUAGUCUUCCUCCACAUAAACUCGUAACAGCUUGGGUAAAAUUCUGUUGUCACAAAGUGGAAAAACUGCCUUUGUGUGUGUGAGAAACAACACGUUCUAGUAACCUGAAGAUUUUGCUUCUGUUCUAAGCAAUUGCUUAGUUAUAGUGAGUUUGUUAUAUAGGGCAAGACAGAACUUUCAAAAACUAGAUACUCCAUAAAGAAAAUGCUGGUGGGCUUUAGAAACUGGAAGUCUUUAUUCCUCAGCAGCAGAAAACCUAAUGGCUGCUGCCUAAUUCUGUGCAAUCUUUUAUUUCUAUCUUCCUUGGUAUGUUUUAACCUCAUCAGACGACCUCCUGAAAACAAAAUGUACAGGAUUUCAAGUGUGUUUUAGGUAAAAUUUUUAGGAUUAGCUUUUAGGCUGAAAGAGCAAUUCACAAAUGCUUUUAAAAAUCAAGCCUUACCUUAGUCAUCUGGGAAUGAAGGCAUGAAGCACAUUUUUCCAGCCCUAACCAAGUUAGCACUCACAUGCUAUUUCUCAUCCUGGUAUCCUUUAUUUACAAAAGGUAUCAAUCUUAAUUGACAUCAUCACUGCUAGUUUUGGGAUAGAAAGGAAACUGCUUGUUUAGUGCAUUAUCCCUCUUCCUCUUUAGGCCAAAUUAACUUAUUUCAGCAGCCAAACACAGUUGCUUUCUCCUGUGCAAUGCUAUUAGUGUGGCCUUCCAAUCAAUCUAGUUGUUAGCCAGUGCUUCAUAUGGAUUCUGGCCAAGCCCUGACAUGAGGGCAAAAUAACUGCAUAGCACUAAGCAAGUGCUAUACAAGUCAGUCAUAGGUCCCAGAUCUGUGAUAACAUUUAGGCUUCACCCCACCAUCUUUGGUGAUUGCAUUGGUAAAUUAUAGCUUCCCUUCUGUAUUUUUUGUCUUGUUUCAUGCAUUCUUCAGCUUUUGCUUUUUGCUCCUAAUAUUUAUAACCUGUAUGCUUUAAUCUGCUUGCUAUUACUUGGUUGUAAUACUACUUUGCUAGUUGGAUUUGUGGGUUUCAGCUACAUAGAAUUGCUAUGGGAAAAGGUUCGCGCAUGCUAUUUUUUGCCUGAAUUGAUGCCAUAAGGCCCACUGCCAGCAAUGCUGAAAUGUACAUAUACCAUACUUGAACUAACUUUUCUAUUGCUACUGAUCUCUGAAAAGCUGUUCAUGUAUGCAUAGGAGCCAAAUCCCUAGCUCUUUGAAAAUCAAAGUAAUCUACUGAACAGCAUUUGACAGGGAUACAUAAUUAGAUUCCUAUGGGGAUUACCCACCUCAUGGACUUCAGAUGACCAUGUAAAUUCCCUGGAGUAAAUACAAUAGAGUAGAGGGAAUAAAAGCAACUUUUCCAA
Messenger RNA from Varanus komodoensis (Komodo dragon), 3657 nucleotides. It is a transcript of the gene TOE1, whose product is annotated as target of EGR1, exonuclease. The transcript has 8 exons. Gene Ontology annotation, molecular function: 3'-5'-RNA exonuclease activity; snRNA binding; metal ion binding. Gene Ontology annotation, biological process: snRNA 3'-end processing. The record is from RefSeq and is a predicted model, not a curated record. Gene Ontology annotation, cellular component: Cajal body; cytoplasm. Bases 39 to 1721 code for a protein of 560 amino acids. NCBI's taxonomy places the organism in Eukaryota, Metazoa, Chordata, Lepidosauria, Squamata, Varanidae.